UUUAUAUGAGACACGUGUUUACUUCAGAGACAAAAGCGAUCUGAAGAAGAGAAGAAUGAAAAAAACCAAAAGAUAAUCGAAACCUCCAUCCAGUUCACAUGGCCAUACCAGGAGGUGCCUGACAUCCAGGCCUGGGCUGUCUAUGUGAUGACGAAAUUUUAGAAGAGAGCAGCAUAUAUUUGUGGGUAGGGAAGAGUUUCACACAGAACAUGGAGUUAGCCAAAGAGGGUGGCAUGGAUGAAAGAUUGGAGCCUAUUAAACAAGAGGACCGUGAGUGGGGUGCAGUGGAAUAUUUAUGUGUGAAGGUGCAGGAUUGUGAAAGAAGAAUUUCAGUUUUUAAAGAGGAGGAGUGCAAGAAGAUUAUUGAAAUUAAAGUUGAGGAUUCAGAAAAUCUGUCAGGUGAUCUUGAACUGCAAAAGCAUGAAACUGGGAAUAUUUCUAAGGAAGAUAUCUGUGAAGAAUCUCAUUGCAGUUCACAGCCAUCAUUCACUAAUGUGGGACAACUCACCACCCAGCAGAAUGCUGUAAAACUGAAGUCUGAGCUAACUGAGUUUAAAGAAAAAGUCAGUGAAGGAAUCGGGAGAGAAGCAGAUGAACGGAAUUCAUCUAUGAGUGUGGGAAGAAAUGUAUGUCUGAAUGUCAGCUCCUCGCCAUCUUUAUCUCUUCAACCCACUCUUCAAUUCAACUUGGAACAGAAACGGGACAAAGGGAACAUGAAGAAAUCGAGAGGAUCAGAGAAUUUGACAUUAUCCUCUUUCCAUUGUAGUUCUCUUUCUUUGAAAGAAGCUGUCAAAACUGACAAAGAUCAAGGACAUAACACAGAUUCAGAGGCUUUGCGUACUGGUCAAGAAUGUGGAGAAAUGUUUAAAAACAAGACUGACUGUAAAGAUAACAAAUCAGUUCAUUCAAAACCAAAGCCAUUUUGCUGUUUGGAAUGUGGCAAAAGAUUUUUCUGGAAUAGCGAUCUUCAGAGUCACACAAGAAUUCAUACUGGAGAAAAGCCGUAUAGCUGUGCUGAAUGUGGCAAAAGAUUUAGCCAGAGUAGCAAUCUUCGGAGUCACUCAAGAAUACACACUGGAGAGAAACCAUAUUGCUGUUCUGAAUGUGGCAAAAGAUUUAUCCGGAGUAGUGAUCAUCAGGUACACAUGAGAAUUCAUACUGGAGAAAAACCUUAUUGCUGUUCUGAAUGUGGCAAAGGAUUUAGCCAGAGUCACACUCUUCAAAGUCACAUGAGAAUUCAUACUGGAGAAAAACCAUAUUGCUGUUCUGAAUGUAGCAAAGGAUUUAGCCACAGUAACGCUCUUCAGAGUCACAUGAGAACUCAUACUGGAGAAAAACCUUAUUGCUGUUCUGAAUGUGGCAAAGGAUUUAGCCAGAGUCACACUCUCCAGAGUCACAUGAGAAUUCAUACUGCAGAAAAGCCAUAUUGCUGUUCUGAAUGUAGCAAAGGAUUUAUCCGGAGUAGCGAUCUUCAGAGUCACACAAGAAUUCAUACUGGAGAAAAGCCAUAUAGCUGUGCUGAAUGUGGCAAACGAUUUAGCCAGAGUAGCAAUCUUCGGAGUCACUCAAGAAUACAUACUGGAGAAAAACCAUAUUGCUGUUCUGAAUGUGGCAAAAGAUUUAUCCGGAGUAGUGAUCAUCAGGUACACAUAAGAAUUCAUACUGGAGAAAAACCUUAUUGCUGUUCCGAAUGUGGCAAAGGAUUUAGCCAGAGUCACUCUCUUCAGAGUCAUACAAGAAUUCAUACUGCAGAAAAGCCAUAUUGCUGUUCUGAAUGCAGCAAAGUAUUUAGCCACAAUAACGCUCUUCAUAGUCACACAAGAAUUCACACUGGAGAAAGGCCAUAUUGCUGUUCUGAAUGUGGCAAAGGAUUUAUCCGGAGUAGCGAUCUUCAGAGUCACACAAGAAUUCAUACUGGAGAAAAGCCGUAUAGCUGUUCUGAAUGUGGCAAAAGAUUUAGCCAGAGUAGCAAUCUUCGGAGUCACUCAAGAAUACAUACUGGAGAAACACCAUAUUGCUGUUCUGAGUGUGGCAAAAGAUUUAUCCGGAGUAGUGAUCAUCAGGUACACAUGAGAAUUCAUACUGGAGAAAAACCUUAUUGCUGUUCCGAAUGUGGCAAAGGAUUUAGCCAGAGUCACUCUCUUCAGAGUCACAUAAGAAUUCAUACUGGAGAAAAACCAUAUUGCUGUUCUGAAUGUGGCAAAGGAUUUAGCCACAGUAACGCUCUUCAGAGUCACAUGGGAAUUCAUACUGGAGAAAAACCUUAUUGCUGUUCUGAAUGUGGCAAAGGAUUUAGCCAGAGUCACACUCUUCAGAGUCACAUGAGAAUUCAUACUGGAGAAAAGCCAUAUUGCUGUUCUGAAUGUAGCAAAGGAUUUACCCGGAGUAGCGAUCUUCAGAGUCACACAAGAAUUCAUACUGGAGAAAAGCCGUAUAGCUGUUCUGAAUGUGGCAAACGAUUUAGCCAGAGUAGCAAUCUUCGGAGUCACUCAAGAAUACAUACUGGAGAAAAACCAUAUUGCUGUUCUGAAUGUGGCAAAAGAUUUAUCCGGCGUAGUGAUCAUCAGGUACACACAAGAAUUCAUACUGGAGAAAAACCUUAUUGCUGUUCUGAAUGUGGCAAAGGAUUUAGCCAGAGUCACUCUCUUCAGAGUCACACAAGAAUUCAUACUGGAGAAAAGGCCCUGAAGGAGUAUGUUAGAGAAGUGAAGGUGAAGAAGCAGAAGGAAGAAAAGAGGGAGAAAGCAGUAAAAAAGUCACCUUUCUAAUUGCCUAAGUUUUGAUGAGUACCUUCAUGUUGGUGGUCUUUGCUUUAAAAGGUGUAUACCAAAACUCAUCAAGGCAAAACUACUAUUAUAGUAUGAAAAGGAACCCAAAAAGUAACUUAUACUGGCCACACAUC
This is a messenger RNA of Erpetoichthys calabaricus (reedfish), 2902 nucleotides long. RefSeq names its product zinc finger protein 271-like. The coding region runs from base 210 to 2768 and encodes 852 amino acids. The record is from RefSeq and is a predicted model, not a curated record. NCBI's taxonomy places the organism in Eukaryota, Metazoa, Chordata, Cladistia, Polypteriformes, Polypteridae. Gene Ontology annotation, molecular function: RNA polymerase II cis-regulatory region sequence-specific DNA binding; DNA-binding transcription factor activity, RNA polymerase II-specific. The transcript is spliced from 3 exons. Gene Ontology annotation, biological process: regulation of transcription by RNA polymerase II.